Molecule: messenger RNA, 2973 nt
Organism: Thyridium curvatum
Lineage: Eukaryota; Fungi; Ascomycota; Sordariomycetes; Thyridiales; Thyridiaceae
Exons: 2
Coding region: 1-2973 (990 amino acids)
Biological process (GO): positive regulation of transcription by RNA polymerase II; negative regulation of transcription by RNA polymerase II
Molecular function (GO): DNA-binding transcription factor activity, RNA polymerase II-specific; RNA polymerase II cis-regulatory region sequence-specific DNA binding; zinc ion binding
Source: RefSeq, a predicted model, not a curated record
AUGGCUUUCCGCAACACAACCCAGUUCGCAUCCACGAGUUCCUCCUCGUCAAUGCAUCCCACGACGACAGAGCACGACUUUCGCUUCCCUCGCCGGACCUACGGCGAUGACGCCUCGGGCGGUGGCGGCGCCGACCACCACCACGCCUUUGCCGGCGCCGACCUCAAUGGCUUCCCAGUCGACAACGACCGCCCCAGCAUGCCCGAGUUCCAUCUGGACCUGGACACGACCUUUGACACGGCCCAGAAGAAGCUGUCGAGGGCCGAGGUCUUCGACAACCUGCGCAACGGCGCCGCCGGCCUGAGCCAGAGCCCCGAGGACUUGCAGAAGGAAGACCCGCUCGCCACCCAGGUCUGGAAAUUCUUCAGCAAGACCAAGAAGCAGCUGCCCAACCAGGAGCGCAUGGAGAACCUCACCUGGCGUAUGAUGCAUGUGAGCUUGAAGAAGAAGCAAGAAGAGGAGCGGGCAAAGUAUGUAUCCCUUUCGUUUGCUUUCCUUGUGGCGCUCUCUCCCUCGGUCGGUGCGGUGCAUCUUGUGACUAACAACCUUGUCCCCCCUCCCCCCCCCCCCAGAUCUGCCCGUCCGCCACUGCAAAAUGCGCCCAGCGGGAUCGCCCAGCUGCGCAAGGCUUCCGAGCAGCAUGCAAUCAACUCUGAGCCCAUGAACCUCGACGACUUCAUGAUGCCGGACAAUAUCGAUACCCCGUCGGCCUUCCUGAGCAUGCCGUCCCCAGAAAUGUCGAGGGCCGAGAGAGACUCGCACCACAACGUGGGAUCGUCAAUCCCCAUCAAGAUGCGCAAGGACUUUGCUCAGCAUUUCGCUCCCCAAUCCGUCCCUUCUGCACCGCCUCAGCGAAACGAAGACGAGUUCGGCUAUGUGAUGCGGCACCAGCGCAAGACCAGCAUUGACGACCGUCGAACAACACGCAAGCGCCCUGCAGACUUCUCUCCUCAUGUUCCUGCUGUCAAUACCAACUUGUUGGCUAACGAGCUGGGCCCUGACGCAGAUCUCCAUGAAUAUUCUCUGGAUCAGACUACCCAAGGCGGUCUGUCGCAGCCGUUGGAUCACUCGGGUGCUUCAUUCCCCCUCGGUGCCUAUUCCAUGGAGAAUGGCUCGAUGAUCACGUCGGCUGGGCCUUUCCAGCAGCAUUUCUCUUUCUCGCCUUCCACUUCGCCCAUGAUCCAGCAUGGUCCCUUCUCCAACAUGUUCAACUCGAUGCAGCCAUCGUCUUUGCCGACCACGGCAGAAUACUUCUCCCCUCCCGGAUCGGGCUACCAAUCUGGAGUGUCUACCCCCCAUCCAGUCAACGAGGCAGACAGCAGUUUCUUCUUCGGCUCCGCAGACAUGCGCCAGACAAGGCCGCAGAACUUCCGCAGCCCCCAGAACAUGGGGAAUGCCAUGAACGGCCAGUUCGUGUACAACACCAACGGGAACUCGAUGUUUCCCGCGUCUACCGCUGGCGGUGAUUCCAUCUCUGCCUUCCCGGCAAGUAAUUCAUUCGGCCACAUCGACCCUUCGCAAGUCUUCCAGCCAGAGCAGAACACCCGGUCACCGGGAGUCGGUGGCAUGAUGCAGGAGAACAUGUUCUCCUUCGGCGCCGACUCGGACGGGGAGGACGAGGACAAUGGUGCAUUUGCCGACCGCAACAUGGGCAUGCAACAUGACUUCUCUCCCGCCCAGAUGGAAGACACACCGCUGGACGUCAACAACCUGGGCUGGGACGCUUCCCUGCCGGGGCAGUUCAGUACCCAGGCCGCGCGCUACCCCGGCGGCCCGCCGCGCAAGCAAGUCACCAUCGGAGGGACGACAACCGAUUAUGUAGAUGCCAACGGCGAAUGGCAAGGGGGCAAUCUGUCACGAUCCCAAUCGCAGUCGCUGAGUCGAUCAGAUCGGCGUCAGAAGAUCCCCCGGACGGCCUCGACGCCGUCUGUCAACCAAGCUGGCUCUUAUGACCACACGGCCCCGUCUAACCCCAACUCCCCUGGAGCUGAGCCCUCAGGUAUCGUAUCGGGCCUGUCGUCGGUUGCUCACAGCCGCCCCUCGACGCCCCCUCCAGGAUCGAAGAACGGCUCGUCGACAAACCUGCAAGGUGCUGCUGGCAACAAUGGCGAGAGCAGUGCGCCUACGACCUGCACCAACUGCUUCACCCAGACUACGCCGCUCUGGCGCCGGAACCCGGAUGGGCAGCCGCUCUGCAACGCCUGUGGACUCUUCCUAAAACUCCACGGUGUCGUUCGUCCUCUCAGUCUGAAGACCGACGUCAUCAAGAAGCGCAACCGUGGCUCUGGUUCGAGCUUGUCUGUCAGCGGAUCCAGCACCCGCGUCAAGAAGAGCGGAACCGCCUCUGGGGUGGCCUCUCGAAAGAACUCGACGCUUGCCAUGGCCUCGACAAACAACACCAGCAGCAACUCGACAACGACUACUCCGCCGUCGCAACCACCACCGCAGAGUCGCGGGGGGAGCGUACCGGAGGGAGAAAGUCCCGUCAGUGGCCCUACCUCUGGCGCGAACACCACCGGCAGCACACCCACGAGCUACCAGGGCAGUGUGGGGUCGUCGUCUGGAGCUGUUGGCGGUAAGGGCGUGGUGCCCAUCGCCGCAGCGCCACCAAAGAACACCCCUGGCCCCGGGGCCGCUUCGCUCUCGAGGUCGGUGGCCAUGGCGUCGAAGCGCCAGCGCCGUCACAGCAAGGGGACUACCAUUGCUGAGACCAUGGGGAGCAUGGACAUUGACAGUCCGGACUCUACCGGAUCUAACGAGGCUUCGCGGCCUCUCGGGUCCACUCUUAGCCUAGGCGGUGGUAUCAACAGUUCGAGCAACCUGACGCUGGCACAGACUUUCGGUAUGGCGCCUCGUCCGACGAUGGGGCCUUCUAUUGUCGGCAUGUCGAGUGUCCCAGCGAGCUCUCCCGUGGCGCCGGGCGGUGCCGGGACGGGGCCUCAGGAGUGGGAGUGGCUGACGAUGAGUCUGUGA